CACGGGAUAAACUAGAGCAUCCAACACAUGAAAUAGCGGGAAGUAGAUUUCCGGCUCGUGUGCUUUAAAACAGCACUGUGCCAGAAAAAGAAUUUAUACCAGACCACACAACCCAAUAUCGGACGAUUUUUUUCAUUCCUUGGAUACUCCGCCGGAUAAACUAUGUCGAGCUUCAUAGAGGAUGAAGAACAGCCAGAUGACCUCGUUCGUUAUACGUGCGAUAUUUGUAACCGCCGAUUUUCUGAUGCAGCCUUGUCCAAACACCGUGUCAUCUGUCUCAAAAAUGCCCAAAGAAAGCGAAAGGUUUUCGAUAGUCGUCUUCAGCGUGCCAGGGGCCUCCAGAUGCCGAAGACGAAGACAGAUUCAGCGGCUAUUCUCCGAGAGCGCGAAUUAAAGUUGGCCCAGAUUCAGGAGCGAAAAUCCAAUUGGCGUAUGAAACAUGAGGAAUUUAUUUCAGCGAUUCGCGCGGCUAAGGAAUAUACAUUUGCCAAGAGAUCCGGUGGACCAUUGCCCCCUCCGCCUCCAAGUACCAUUGACCCAGACCUUAUACAGUGCAAGUUCUGCCUACGAAGAUUUAACGAGAAAGCGGCUGAGCGACAUAUCCGAUUUUGCGAAGAAAAACACAAGCAGAUGCCUAAGAACCCUUCAAAACGUUCACGAAAUCCCACCUACUCACACGUAAGCUCCCCCACCAAUCGCCCCGCAAAAACGGGGAAUUUGCAGUCAAAGAACAUCCCCGCCUCGCCCGGUGAACCGAUGGUGGGAAGGGACGUAUUGAAAAAUCCGUCCUCCGGCAACACUAGGUGUGUAAGCUUCACAAGACAUGGUACUACAAAACAACACGGUGUAAAACUUCCGGUAGAUAACUCAUUUGGUCGGUUGCAAACGGUCACUCCAUAUUCACCGAAGCAGCUGCAACACGAGCAGAUCAGGGAUGAGAGAACUCCACAAAACGUGUCCGCGGGAGAGUUGUACAUGCUGUCGGAACUGCAGCGGAAAAGCACACGGCCUUCAGUUUGGAACAGACCACCGAAACGAGUAUCAUCUCCCUCAACUUCAGCACACGAACCAUGCACAGCCGAAGUAACGAGUUCCGCAAUAGGUCAGCUCAAGGCACACCAUCCCACCUUAUCUAGGCAGAAUGGGUUAGCACUGCGCUCCGGUCGUACACACGAGGAUUAUCUAAAUGCCAAGGAGUUAGCCCGUGACCUAGUAGGAGAAUGUGUGAGAUUGCCUACCGGACAACGCCACCCUAUUGGGACUGCGCAAGUUACACCGGUAGGACUCCAAAAGUUCAUUGCUGCCGGUGGCAAUCGAAAACACAAUGACGAAGGAUUUAAAUAUACCGGUCUAGGGGAAAAAACGUCUAGCAGAAAUCCAUCGGAGGCGACUGUUCCGCUGCGUUCAGACGGACACGAACCUAAACUGCCACAAGAUGGCGAUUCUUUGUUUGAUGAAACUGUUUCGGAUGAUCCGACAGGAUGCACACGACGGACAUGCAGAAGACCUGGUAAUACAGCAGACAGAAUCAACGGAACAGUUGAUAAAUACCGAACAAAGGAAGUUUGCGGAAGGUCGGACGGAAAGGUGAACAAAUUCUGCUUGGAGUGCGGAAGCCCAUUUCCAAAUGCCACAGCUAAAUUCUGCCCUGAGUGUGGACUACGACGAAUGGCGGUUUAACCAGUCACUUACAUCCCACUGUUGAAUUCUGGCCCCGUCAACUCCAGCCACUGUAUAUAUCCGCUUGAAUUGAUGGUCUUGGAAACUGGAGAUCGGACAGGGACAGUGACCAAUACGGAGCCAUAUGCAACUAACUGAAUUAUGUGUAUAAUCCGCUUCAAAGUACAGCACAAACGUGAUAAACCGAACCCGUACCCUAUCAAGGGUUGCAUGUAGAGCAAAAUUACACCACUGAGUGAGUGUGAUUAAAGGAUAAAUAAUCAAAGGAGAACGGCAUUCGGAACAAGAAAACUUUCAUUAUGUUCCAGUACUUUUUUAAAUUGACGUAACCAAUGGAACUGCGCAAAAGAUACUUGAGAUUUGCAAUGGGGAAGUUGUAGUAAAUGUACUCAAAACAUUUUUAUCAGCCUAUUCGGAAGCGCAUCCAUAAAUCACAAGUUACCCGCCAAUGGCGUUUAGGGCAUUUCGAUGUGUAGUGACUAACAUCAUGGGUAGAAUGAAUAGCUCACGACGUCCAUCAGUGUGCAUGGCCCGCGAAUCGCUUCCACUCACUUCGAUAGUCAAAAUAACGAGAGGAGCCGUAACAAGAGUGUAACUCAACAGUGUACUAGUUUGUAUAGGAAAUCAAAU
Molecule: messenger RNA, 2310 nt
Organism: Dicrocoelium dendriticum
Lineage: Eukaryota; Metazoa; Platyhelminthes; Trematoda; Plagiorchiida; Dicrocoeliidae
Source: the annotation of a GenBank genome assembly